UCCCCGCACUGCACCCAGCAACUCUCCCAUUACACACAUUUCUUACUUAUCCACCAUCCCGACACAUUCUUUCUCUCUCUUUACGAGACCCUUCCGAUAACCAAAACAUGCCCGCCAAUACGAAUGUUUGGGUGCAGGCGAAAACCGUUCGUGGUGUCCGGAAAGUGACCGUGCAGGAUUGGAUAACAUGGUCCAAGGCAUUGCGCCCGGAUAUCCUCUGGGCCUUUGUUGAUGUACCAAAGACAUUGCUGAACGGCGGUGCCAAAGCCGCAGAGGAAACGGUUGUGGUGAAGGGAGAAGGGCGACAGACAAGUCAGAAGCGAACAACAAAAAGCCUGGAACGAAGCACAUUAUGGCUACAAGCCCUGAUGGGGGAGUUAAAGGAGGAAGAAGGGAGAACUGAAAAUAAGCAAGGCGCGGGUGAGGAAGCUACAGUAAAGAGGCCACCCAUCAUCGUAUCCCUUUUGGGAGGGUGUGACCCAAGAGCUCGAAACGAAUAUUCCCUCGCUCUUGUUGAGAAGCUCGAUCGCGGGGAUUCGUCGAAGGCUGGAGGGCUAAGAAAACUAGACGACGGCAUAAUGGGUUAUGCUGUAGAUCUAGUCGACUUGCCCACCAACUGCUACUCUAGUCCACCCGCAGAGUCAGCUGGUCCGGCUAACCCAUCGGAACCUGAGGACGAAAUCGACCAGAAUGCCCUGACGGAACUUUUAAAAACCUCACUAAAGCCCCUGACCGCCACCAAACCUCGCAUAGCACACUCAGCACCAUCACCACACGCCAUCUUGCGCAUUAUCCUCGAAUCCGGAUUCGACUUGUUUGAUGUCCCCUGGGUUGCGGAAGCAGCGGAUCUGGGUAUCGCAUUAGACUUCGACUUCCCCGUCUCCAGAGCAGCCACUGUUCAAGACACGAAAUCACAAGCGAUCGGUCUAAACCUAUUCGAGGAACGGUUUGCAGAUGACUUCACCACGCUCGGGACUGGACUAUCGUCAUGGGUCAACGAACCUACUUUCGAUCCCAAUCCAGUACUGCAUAGUACCGUUGAUCAAACCCAAUGGGCAGGACAAGCUGACAAGACGAAUGAGGCACCUGGAUUUAAGAAAUCAUAUAUACACCACUUGUUACAUACACACGAGAUGAGUGCCUACGCGUUAUUGCACAUGCACAAUCUUGCUGUG
Molecule: messenger RNA, 1175 nt
Organism: Acaulospora colombiana
Lineage: Eukaryota; Fungi; Glomeromycota; Glomeromycetes; Diversisporales; Acaulosporaceae
Source: the annotation of a GenBank genome assembly